Nothoprocta perdicaria is the source of this 1533-nucleotide messenger RNA. RefSeq names its product GSK3B interacting protein (gene GSKIP). The record is from RefSeq and is a predicted model, not a curated record. Gene Ontology annotation, cellular component: cytoplasm. Gene Ontology annotation, biological process: regulation of canonical Wnt signaling pathway. Bases 12 to 431 code for a protein of 139 amino acids. Lineage: Eukaryota; Metazoa; Chordata; Aves; Tinamiformes; Tinamidae. The transcript has 3 exons. Gene Ontology annotation, molecular function: kinase regulator activity; protein kinase A binding.
CGGCGUCUCGAAUGGAGACUGAUUACAAUCCUAUGGAGAUGGGCAAUAAUAUGGGCUUUGAAGAGGAUUCCGAUUAUAGAGACUUUGAUGGAGCAGAUGUGAAAGAUAUGAGACUAGAAGCAGAAGCUGUUGUGAAUGAUGUUCUCUUUGCUGUGAGCAACAUGUUUGUCUCAAAAACCCUUCCAUGUGCAGAGGAUGUGGCAUAUAUCAAUGUGGAGACCAGGGAGAGGAACAAAUACUGCCUGGAGCUCACAGAAGCAGGACUUAGGGUAGUAGCUUAUGCUUUUGAUCAGACUGAUGACAGUUUGCAAACUCCAUACCACGAAACCGUCUACUCCUUGUUGGACUCUCUCAGCCCUGCGUAUCGAGAGUUUUUUGGAAAUGCAUUACUGCAAAGACUGGAAGCUUUGAAGAAGGAUAGUCAGUCAUGAUUCAUGCUGAAGUGAGGAGGUUUUAUUAAUGCUAAAAUGAAUCGUUAGUGUAAGGUGCGGAAAUCUUUCUUACAAACAUAUCCUGAGCCAAGCCUUGUUUCUUGCAUUAAUAUCAGUGCUGCAAUGAAUUAGAUAUGUAACAUUUUGCUUCAGUGGACUUGUUAGCUCAAAAGACCAAAAAAGUUGCUGAGUAAAUUGUAAGAAGCUUAUUGUUUUAUUUUUGUUGUAAGUAAACAAUUUAUUUCAUAAUAAUUUAAAAAGUGUCUCUUUUCAAAGUGUAAUCUGUGUUCUUAUCCAAAAGUCUAGAAAAUGUCUUUGUGAGAACUCUUUAGAGACUGAAUGUUAUAUGUACAAGUAGUCAUUUUUCUUUUUGUGCUUGCUGAUUAUUUUCAAAUUACUUUUUAAAACAAACAUUAGCUACUUUUUUUACCUAAUUAAUAGGAACUGCUGUUUUGCACAGAAUAGAGUUUUGUCUUGUUUUGCUGUGCAUAAAUCAGAAAAUUGUUUCCUUCAGUAACAAGAAGGAUGGCUCUUGAACACUAUCACCAUAUGGUGAUAGUGAGUUAAAAACAAGUCUUACUUGAUCUGUCCUUAUCUGUGACAGCUCCAGCAAACUCCAAUAGUAAUGGGAUGUACUAUUAAUAAAUGAAUGUAUUGUCUGAACUGCAAAUGAGCUAAGCACAGAAGUAAAUUCAGGUGUAAGGGACUACACUUUCAUAAAGAUGAUAUAUGGGUAUGUAUAUAAAUAUGUAUGUACUUGUGCUAUAUUGUAACUGUUGGGAGGCUCCACUUCAGCCUGUUUACUAUUCUGAAUGUGUUUACCUGAUACACAGGAUAUACCCUAGAGUAUUUUUGCUUCAGCCUUUGCUUUCUAUAAUACAGUACUUUAGUACUCCCAUGUUUUCCCUUCCUCCAAUGUACAGCAUCCUCUUCUAAUGAAUACUGAGUAAACACUGUAAUAUUAAUUACAUUGUAUUGGUUUUCAACCAAAGGCUGUAUGAGAUUUAUAUGACUUAUACCAAACUGGAAGAUGUAACAUGUAUUUUCUACUUAAAAAUUGGUACUAAUCUCUUUAUAAAUCUAUUGUUCUUCUUCAGCUUUU